AUGCCUACGUCAGAAGCAUCCUUCUCUGUUGAGGAAGAGGACGCGAUUGUAACGUUGAUAGUUGUUGUGUUCGGCAUUAUUGUUGCCAUGGUGGUGCUGUUCUCGAUGAGUAUUUUCAUAGACUGCAAAUAUCAGAAGCAAGAUUCUAUAAAGAAAAAAAGACUAAGACUGAAAAUGCUACCGUUUACACGAAGAGGCCGGAAAGAUGACGCGAAAGCCUUAGCUUCAAAUAUGUAUCCCAAUGCCGUUACUGGAUCCAAGGAUCGGGACGAUAUAGUUUGAUAUUUAUAAAAGAAUUAUAUAGAAAAUUCAUAAGAAUUACGAUAGAUACUUCAU
Molecule: messenger RNA, 336 nt
Organism: Cyphomyrmex costatus
Lineage: Eukaryota; Metazoa; Arthropoda; Insecta; Hymenoptera; Formicidae
Exons: 2
Coding region: 1-282 (93 amino acids)
Source: RefSeq, a predicted model, not a curated record